GAUGCGUUCCCCUCUUAGAUCCCUGAUUGCCAAAACAUGGUCCGAAGGAAUCUAUAAGAGCCCCUCUGGCCACCUUUCAGGGGUCGUCGAGAUUGCCAUACCGACUAGGCCAGUAAACCCUACAACACCUCUUCCUUCACAUGAUCGUGGCCACAACCAUGCUGCACAGCGUCACCCUCGCGGCGCCCCCGCCCGAACCCGAAGCGAAACGAGCCGUGGACGUCGUAUCCCGCGUACUCUACCGGCUCAACUCGCGCCUAGACACGCUCAGCCACUUCACCGCCAUCUUCCGACACGACAGCAGCGCAGAGCAGUACCACAUCCGCCAAUACUCGGAAGCCCUGAUCCACGAACUGCAGCACGGGACCGAGAUGGUCCGAGGCGAGGCGAGAGGCGGCCUCUCCCGCCAAGACGUGUCGCAACUGGGAGACAAGAUCGAGGUGCUGCGGAACAACUGUACCGCCUUGACCGUAUGCCUUUUGGGGAAGAGGGCCGAGUUCGAAAAGCGGGACAUGUGUGAUGAGGUUCGUGGCCGCAUGGAUAUGGUUAAGUACGAGGCCCGGGGGUUGAUAGGGGAGCUCAUUGACCGGUGGCCUCAGGAGAUGAGGUGGCAUGCGGAGGCGAUAGCUACUGCUGUUUCUGGUCCUUUGAGCGAGGUCGAGAAGGCGUAUGCGGUGGGAAAGGUGUGUUGAUCGCAGUAAAGGUUGGAAAAACUGGUAACCUGAGGAUGGUGAUUUUGAAUUAGAGGGAUCUAGGCUCAGGGUAGUGAAGACCCGGGAGGAGGAACACGCACAACACAAGACGUCUCCAAGGACAUUUGUGUGCGAAGCAUAUUUCUUGAUGAUAAGCUUGCCGCCCUCGACAGAGAGCUACAGAGGUUGGUACGCUUUCUUGAGC
Messenger RNA from Sodiomyces alkalinus F11, 897 nucleotides. RefSeq lists its product as hypothetical. The transcript is spliced from 2 exons. The record is from RefSeq and is a predicted model, not a curated record. Bases 141 to 692 code for a protein of 183 amino acids. Lineage: Eukaryota; Fungi; Ascomycota; Sordariomycetes; Glomerellales; Plectosphaerellaceae.